CGCCGUAUCUCUCCAACUCAAAAUAAUCGUUCGCCGGAAAAAUAUUUUCCGACAGUUGCCGGAAUCCGUGGGUUUAAACUUGAAAUGGAUGCGAAAAGAGCUUACAACGAUCAUCGAUGGACGAACGAGAGGCACCUUCAUUUCCUGAAAUCUCUAGAGGCUUCGUUCGUUCGAACAAUGCUGGAGAAACGCGACAAUCGCGUUUUUCUUCCAAUGGAUCGGUAUUUGCCGGAUAGUUGCGAAUCGACGUUAGAUUCGAAGACGACGACUACGACGAAGAGAAGAAAAAGGCAUUUUCCGACAGAUUAUUUGGACGAAGUCAAAAGAUUACGCCUUCACCCAUCCGCUAUGCUUCAAGAUGAUCAGGUAGUUCCACAGAUCAAACACAUAAAAACCGAAGAUGAUGACAAUAAAUGGACAAAUUCGCCAUGAACAUCUUCCAAAAAAAACAUUUAUCGAAAGUAUGUUUUAGCUAACAUGUAUAGGGAGUUUUGUUUGAUGUUAGGGAUAGUAUUAAUUCAUUGGGUUAAUUUUAAUUAAAAACUUAGAUUAACAUUUAUUUAAAUAUAUACCAAGAAAUGUUAAAUUCUCUAGUUUGUAUUGGUUUGUAUUUUUUUU
Lactuca sativa (garden lettuce) is the source of this 618-nucleotide messenger RNA. RefSeq lists its product as uncharacterized. The record is from RefSeq and is a predicted model, not a curated record. Lineage: Eukaryota; Viridiplantae; Streptophyta; Magnoliopsida; Asterales; Asteraceae.